Molecule: messenger RNA, 3091 nt
Organism: Prorocentrum cordatum
Lineage: Eukaryota; Dinophyceae; Prorocentrales; Prorocentraceae
Source: the annotation of a GenBank genome assembly
AGGGCUGGCUCAGACCGGCCGGCCCGGGGCGGCGCCCAAAGCGGGCCCUCCCCGGCGCCAGUCGGCGGGCCCAGCCCGCCGCGGGCCCCCGAGCGCCCGGCGUGGGCGGAGGUUCCGCUCUGCGCAGCCCCGGCGGCGAGCCCCCGCGCGGGGCUGCGCGGCGGCCAUGCCGUCGUCCAGCCUGUACGAGAUCAGCGGCGCCACAGCGGGGUGGUGGCGGUGGCGAGCGCGGCGGACCCGCUCGAGUACCCAGUGCAGCUCGGGAUAGCCUACCUGCUGCUCGUCGGGUACCUUGUGAGGACGCUGUUCGUGACCCUGCACCUUCCCGCGUCCGUGGGGGUCAUCAUCACGGGUUUCGCGUUCUCUGGCGGAUUUCUUCCAGAGCGACAUUUUUUUCGCGAGGGACCAGCUGCAGGAGCUGGCCUUCUUCCUCGUGCUGUUCACCGCUGGGCUAGAGAUCAAGGUCGCGGAGCUUCAGUGGCACCUCUUCGUGAUGGCCUUCCUUCCAGCCUCCUGCGAGAUUCUGGGCAUCACUGCAUACGGCGUGCUAGUGUUAGGCUUCCACCCCAUAGAGGGCUUGGUACUUGGCACGGUCUUGGUCGCAAUCGGUGACGGGCUGGUGAUUCCCAAGAUGAAGGAGUUCGGCGUGCGCUUCAAGGGCCAUCCCAUGCCCAGGCUCAUGUUCACCUGGGCUCCACUGGAGGCCUCCUAUGCCCUGACGGUCUUCGGCAUCCUCGUCGGGAUGUCGGCACCAGCACACCAGCCAGACGUGCACCUGGGACUCCUCGUGGUCGGAAACGUGCUGCGAGUGAUUGCCACGAUCGCCGUGGGUGCCUUCCUCGGCGGCGUGGCUGGGUGGCUCAUCCCCAUCCGGACGGCACUCCUGUGGAGCCGGCGGCAGGUGUUCUCGGGCUCCGCCGUAGAGGCGUUCCUGAUGGUGCUCUCCGUCGCGCUCACAGCCUUUGGCCUCGGCGGGGCGUCCGACCACGGGAAAGAGCUGAUCCCGAUGGGUUUCAGCCCGGGCUCCAUGUUCCAGCCCGAGCUGCUGGUGAUCGUCACGGGCAGCUGCUUCGCCUCGUACACGGAGCCCAGGCUGCUGCACGAAGUGGAGGGCAUACUGGGCGGCGUCUGGGUCUUCGGCCAGCUGUUCCUGUUCAGCAUGUUGGGCAGCAGGACCACGCCGGCGAUCAUGACGCAGCUGUACAGGGUUCUGCCAGUGAUGCUCGUGGGGCUGUCGUUUCGUUUCGCAGGGGUUUUCUUCGGUAUGACGUUGACAAUGAAGGCGCGCGGCCGUAAAUGGAAAGAGCUCCUGCCGGACGUGGUCUUCUGCUUUCUGUCCACCUUGCCAAGGGCGACCAUCCAGGGCGCUCUCGGGGCCGUGCCGGUCACACAGCGCUUCUUCAACAGGUUUCCCCAGAGGCUUCUGGCACAGGAAUUCAUUUUCAUCGCUGCCCGUCUCUACAUUGUCAGCAUGUCGAUCGUGGGCAUGAUUCUCCUCAACGCUUUCGGCCCCCGAAUGCUGCAGGCGACCAUGCACGACCCUGUCCACGAGAGAUGUCCGACCGCAGAGACCAGCUCCAUCGACGCGUCCAUCGAAGGCAGUCACGCGGAAGACGUGAACAGUCGUGAAAAUUCCGAUGCGCUGCUGGCUCGCCCCAGAAGCGGCGAUGCCGUUCAGAACGCUCUGGAGACUCUCGCGGAGAAGUUCAGCCUGCCGCCAGGCGAGGUCCUUAGCAUGCUGUGCCACGCUUCGGAGGCGGGGAAGGACGCCGACAACCACCGCGGGCACCCGCCCUUUGCGAGGCAGAACUCGGCGCCGGAGAUCGACAGCGGACACGUGCGCUGCGAUCAUCUCGGGAUGAGGCUCCACUCCAGGGUCCAGCAGUCCGUCCGAAGUGGCAGGAGACGCUUCGAGCCCACAGGGAAGGCCAUGGACAUCGAAGACUGCGAGCUCGCGCUGGCGCAGUUUGAGGCCGCGGGGAGCCUCAUGGCCGCCCACAUGGGCAUGGCCGCCGAGGGCCUGUAGCCCACCGCCGGGGAGCCUCAUGGCCGCCCACAUGGGCAUGGCCGCCGAGGGCCUGUAGCCCAUCAGCUCCCUCCUGUCUUCGUCCGUGCUCCUUUUGGUAGCGCGAUGACUGUGACCGCAGCCCGCGCCAGCUCCUGCGAGCUCCCCCGCAGGGUUUGCACCAGCGGUUUUUUGCGCCUGUGCACGGCAGGCUGUGCAACAUCUUCCGACGUCUCGCCGCGGGCAGGUGCCCGUGCGUGGUGGUCCAAAUUCAAAUCAUGAGUGCGCAAUUCGCAGUGGUGAGUGCUCCUUAGCGCGCGUAGCUUUAUCGGAGGGUGGUUCUGAGGUAUUUGCAAGGUCGCGCUCUGAUGUUGUCCUGUGUGAGUGGUAGUAGUUACUACACAGCUGGCAUGCUCGUCCCCGCGUGAAGUGAUAGUGGCAGAGGGGCUCGUCUCACGCAGGCGGAAUACAGAACGGUAUCUUUUCGAAGCUACUUGAGUUCUGGGCUGGCUUGCAGCAGAAGUGCAGAAAGUGUAGUUUGACAUUUUUGGCCACAUCAAGGGCACUUCUGAUGCGACCGAGAAUUUCAGUCGUCGUGCCCGCAGGGCGCCUCUGCAGCACUAGGCUUUCGCGCGACGCCAGCUCACGGAGCCGGUGCAGGAGUAGCGCAGCGUUGCUUGCUUCUCGACCUUCAGUAGGUUUGGUUUAUGUGCGCGCUGCUCUGUCUCACGCGAAAGGGCCCACCGACGGCGCGAUGCAUGACACAAAAACUUGAGAUGUCGCCAGAGGGCGUUCUCCCCCCGUGUGUCGCACAUCCCCGCCUCGCCGAGCCACGCCCAGAGGACCGAAACCCUCCAUCUGGCAUGCCGAGCUGCGGCUCGCAGGGUGAAGCAGCAGAGCCUCGGAAUGGAGGCCGGACCUCUACUCUGAAGGCUGGUUGCUCUCGGCAGCUCCGCGCGGCUCGGCGAUCCUGCUCUCUUACGGAGGAGGUCCCCGCCGCGCCCCGCCACCGGCGUGGCCGCCAAGGCGCCGUCGGUGGUGCCUUUCGGGCUGCCCCGGGUGGCCCAGCCGAGGAAGAGAGGGGAG